UUUGGCAUUCCAUAAGCACGCUUCGUUUUUGCAGCAUGGCGUCCAGCGGUGAGGAUUUAAGUGGUGCUUUACAGAAGUUUGAAAGAGCUACGAAGAAUCCCGAGAAAUACAUUAGUUCUCAACCAACCCAUGAAAAUGCCCUGACAUCAUGCACCCAGACUUUGUUUGGAUUAGCAGCGUGUCAUGCAGAGGCAAAUCUCAAGUCCUCAAACCCACUAUUGGAGCUCAUUACUGAAGGAUUCGAUGAGGAACAGAUAUGGCAGGAAUUGGAGUUGCAGAAUAAGCCUGGUGUGGGCAGCCUCGUAAAACAUGUCGCUAAAGCAAUUGCCGUGCGCAAUAGACUCCGUCUUCAAAUCCCCAAUGAACAAGAUAUUGAGGGAGACAGCGAUGGAGAUGAAGAUGAAGAGGAAAGUCGUGACAGUGAUGAUGAGCAAGACAUCGAAGAGGAGGAUGAAGAAGAAGAAGACGAAGAUGAGAUGAUGGAUAGUGAGGAUGACGAAGACCUUAGCCUAUCAAGAACAAAGAAAUCAAAGAAAGCUAACAAAGACUCUGAUGAAAGUGGUGAAUCUGAUACAAAUUUUGACAUUGAUGAGUUGCACUCAAGAACUAAACCGAAAAAGAAGGCGCCAAAGGCAAAUCACCCGAUCGAGAACAAGAGUGAGAGGAGUAAGUCAUCAGUCGUUGAUGACCGGUUUUUCAGACUGGAUGAUAUGGAGAAGUUUUUAGAGAUGGAAGAUGCCAAGGAGGCGAAGAGAGUGAGACGGAUGGAAAGAGGAGAUGGAAGUGAUAAUGAUGACAAUGAGGAUGAUGAUGAGGAGGAUGACGAUGAGGAUCCUGUUGACUUCUUUGAAGAUGCUUCAUCAGAUGAUGAGGGAUUCGAUGAUGAGGAUGAUGAUGAUGAUGAAGAGAAACAGGAUAAUAAGAGCACAAGAGACAUGAUGUAUGGAGACUUCUUUGCUGCGCCAGGAGCAGAGAUGGCGACAAAGUCCUCAAAGAAGAAAGUGCACUUCGAAGGAGGAGAGGAAGAAGAAGAGAUGGAAGAAGAUGGGAAUGAAAAAGACUUUGAAGAAGAGAGUUUUGAAGAGGCAGACUUUGAAGAUGCGGACGAUGACCUGCUGGCUGACCUGCGGAAGGCAUCCGGAACCAAGAACAAGGAUGACCUUCUCCUGAGUGGCAGCGAGAGCGAAGGGGAGGACAUCUCUGACAUCCUCGGCGGUGGUCAGAGGAAGAAGGGAGAGGACAAAUCCACUUAUGAGAAGCGCCAGGAAAAGCUUCAUAACAAGAUCAAUGACCUUGAGCAGUCUAACGUGGCGACAAAACCUUGGCAGCUCAUUGGAGAGGUCGCUGGGCUCAAACGACCAGAGAACAGUCUUCUUGAAGAGAACCUGGAGUUUGAUGUCAGAACAAGACCAGCUCCUGUCAUCACCGAGGAGACCACCAAGGACUUGGAGUCCCUGAUCAAGCAACGGAUCCUAGACCAGGCCUGGGAUGAUGUCCAGCGCAAGGCCAAGCCUAAGGAAGAGGCCAAAGAGUUCAAGAAGAGGGUGACCUUAGACCAGGAGAAGAGCAAGAUGAGUCUAGGGGAGAUCUACGAGCAGGAAUACAUCAAACAGACUCAGCAAGAAGCCGACGAAGAGAAGGAGGAUCCACUGCACAAAGAGAUCAAGGAUUCCAUGGACACACUCUUCAUCAAACUAGAUGCCCUCUCCAACUUCCACUUCACCCCCAAGCCGAUCGGUCCUGAGGUCAGGAUCGUCUCCAACACGCCGGCCAUCUCAAUGGAGGAGGUUGCGCCCAUCAGCGUCGCCGAUUCAUCCCUCCUGGCUCCGGAGGAGAUCAAGGAGAAGGAGAAGGGUGAGUUGAAGGGUGAGACGGAGAGGACCUCGGAGGACCGUAACAGGGACCUGCGUAAGAAGAAGACGAAGCAGCGCGCCAAGGCCAAGGACAAGGAGAGAAAGGAGAAGUUGGUCGACAAGUUAAAUCCAGGCCUGGGUAACAAGUACAGCAAGAAGGCGGCGCUGGCAAGGCUGGAAAAGAACAGCAAGGCUCCAUCUAGCACCACUACCAUUGUCAAGGACAUGGAGAAUUCCAAAGGAAACUUCAAAUCUUCCAAGGCCUUCUUCAGCAAGCUUCAAGAGGAAGUGGUAGCAGAAGUCCAUGGAUUCAAGUCCAAGAAAAAGAAAAAAAAAGUUAUGACCGGAACACAACUCAAACUGUAAACUGCAUUUGCGCAUUUCGGACACUCUAAUAUCAUAGAGAGUAGAUUUCGCCAAUAUGAAGGAGACCAAAUUUAGUGGCUAAAUGGAAAAAGGAAUAUUUAUACAAUCAAUGACAUUUUGACAAAAUGAAAGGGAUCCAAGAUUGAAACUUUGAUGAAAAUGCUUUGGAUUUCUUUUGAAAAUGUAUUGAUGUGGAACAUGAUGAGAAUUUUUGAAGAAAUCGCUAUCUAUGUAACUAAGUAUGAUAUAAUGUUUGUGUGAUUGAUAAAUGUAUGAAAGAGUGAUGAAUGAGAAAGAGAAAGAGAAAAAGGAAAAAGUGGGAUACUGAGAGAAAAAAGGGGAAAGGAGAGGGGGGGGGGGGGGGUGUCAUACCAGUAAAUCUCACAAUUGCACAUAAAUCAAAAGCAAAGAUGAUGUCUUCAUUAAAGGCUACUGACUUUAGCUAAUGUUUGAAUUUGUAUGAAACUUAAUUUUCUUCAGCAAAUAUUAUCUUUGAAAACAUGCACAUAAUCCUAAAAACAUGUAGAAUUAUGAAAUUAAAAAUUCAUAUUAUCAUAUUCAUAAAAAAUA
Strongylocentrotus purpuratus (purple sea urchin) is the source of this 2789-nucleotide messenger RNA. It is a transcript of the gene mphosph10, whose product is annotated as U3 small nucleolar ribonucleoprotein protein MPP10. The record is from RefSeq and is a predicted model, not a curated record. Gene Ontology annotation, biological process: rRNA processing. NCBI's taxonomy places the organism in Eukaryota, Metazoa, Echinodermata, Echinoidea, Camarodonta, Strongylocentrotidae. Gene Ontology annotation, cellular component: Mpp10 complex; small-subunit processome; nucleus. The transcript is spliced from 9 exons. The coding region runs from base 36 to 2219 and encodes 727 amino acids.